Messenger RNA from Penicillium psychrosexuale, 1563 nucleotides. RefSeq lists its product as uncharacterized. The coding region runs from base 1 to 1563 and encodes 520 amino acids. The transcript is spliced from 2 exons. The record is from RefSeq and is a predicted model, not a curated record. NCBI's taxonomy places the organism in Eukaryota, Fungi, Ascomycota, Eurotiomycetes, Eurotiales, Aspergillaceae.
AUGAGUGCAUGUAAGCCCUACGACGAUUAUGCCUGGGCAAUAAGCUCCCAGAUCUGGGAGGACUGGCCAAAACUUCUUCGCACUGAUGGGGACUUCUACAAUGACAUUGGAGCCAUUCUUUGUGAAGAAUUUAGCGAUCUUGAAUGUGCCCUGUUCGAUUUCCUCAACACAGGCGGUUUCAACACCUGCUUCAAGAUGGAUUUCACCAAUGAUUCCGGCGCUAUUAUACGAUUCCCACUGCCCGGCGCUAUCAUGUUUCCUGAAGAAAAAGUCCGGAAUGAAGUCUCCAUCAUGCAAUUUCUCUCAGAAAAAACUUCAGACAAAAUCCCAAUCCCGGUGCCUUCUAUCUUUCGCUGGACAAAGACAAAGGAGAGUCCCUCAGAACUGGGUCCUUUUAUCAUCAUGAACUAUAUCCCCCACGAGGGAAGUAUGGGUGAUCUUCUUGAGACGCCAGGACGCCAACCAGGACAACGUCCAGUACUUAAUCCGGAGCUCAAUCCGAUGAGACUAGAAGCGCUAUAUGGAAAACUAGCCAACAUCAUUCUCUCGCUGUCUACACUUUCUUUUGGCCGGAUAGGAUCCCUUUACAAGAAUGCCGAUUCUACGUGGGAAGUGUUACAUCGGCCUCUGUCUUACUCUAUGAACGAAAUUGUGCAAUUGGGGACGUUACCCCGAUCGAAGCUACCGAUCACCACGUACGAUAAGGCGUCGUCGUACUUUGAAGCCCUCGCUGAGCUCCACAUUUCACACCUCAGAAGCCAAAGGAAUGAAGCGGAUAUCGAAGAGGACGUCACGACGGAUGUCUUGGCGGAUGAAUUUCGGCGCAAAUUCGUGGCUAGGUUUCUCUUCCGCAAAAUUGCUCGAGAUCAGGAGCAGAGAAAGCAAUGGAUAUUACAUGAUGAUGGCCCAUUUCCUGUUUGGUGUGACGACUUUCGACCAGAAAAUGUUCUAGUUGAUGAACCUGAAAGCAUCGUCGGAGUGGUGGAUUGGGAGUUUACGUAUACCGCCCCAGCCGAAUUUACUCAUGCGCCACCUUGGUGGCUUCUUCUCAAAAAGCCAGAAGAUUGGCCUGAAGGCCUUGAUGAGUGGUCCAUGGAAUAUGAGAAACCGCUUCAGACCUUUCUUGAGGCAAUGCGGAAAGCCGAAGACGAGGCAAUCCAAAACAAACGGCUACUAGAAGGCCAGCGGCUAUCUAGUCGUAUGCGUGACAGUUGGCAGAGCGGAGACUUUUGGAUCAUGUACGCCGCAAGGAAUAAUUUUGCUUUCGACACGAUAUAUUGGCAAAAGAUCGAUCAGCGAUUCUUCGGAAGCACAUGUGAAUACGAGAAUAUCUGCGAUGUAUGGCGGAAGAGACUCCAUCUCUUAGAACCAGAAGAGAUAGAGCUCAUGGAAGAAUAUGUGGAUCUGAAGGUCAAAGAGAGGGACAUAAUUUUCGCUUGGGACCCGGAUGAGGAGAUACAAGACAUGAAGGAGAUGAAGAGGAGGAAGGCCGCGGAGUGGGAAGAGGAGAUCGAGAGGAUGAUGAAGAUGGAGAAGAAGGAGGAAAUCGAAUCGCUUCUUUAG